GAACGACGAGACACUUCUCUGCUAUUCAGUCAUCCAGAACCCAUUGCUCGUCCCGAUUCAUCAAGAACCAUGGCUGAAGAAACCAAGCCUGUCGAGGCCCCUGCCGCCACCCCCUCUACCGUUGCCGAUGCCCUUGCGGAGGUCGUGCUUGGCGAGGACGGCCAACCCCUGUCGAAGAAGGCUCUGAAGAAACUUGAGGCUGCUCGCGAGAAGGAGCGCAAGAAAGCCGAAAAGGCUGCUAAGCUCGAGGCUGAGAAGGCUGCCAAGGCGGCCAACGAAGUUGACUACUCUGAGGGUCUUUAUGGCAAGCUUCCGUUGAUCCAGAGCAGUUCCAAGACCGGCGUGCCGCGUGUCCAGAUUGCGUCUCUCAACAAGCAAAAGGCUGGCACUGAGGUCGUCUUCCGCGCCCGUAUCCACACUUCGCGAUUGCAGGGAAACAAGAUGUGCUUCUUUGCUUUCCGCCAGCAGAGCUCGCUCAUUCAGGGUCUGCUGGUCGCGAACAAGGACACGAUCUCGAAGCAGUUUGUCAAGUGGGCAGGCAGCAUCUCUCUCGAGAGCAUUGUCCUCGUCCACGGUAUCGUCGCCGAGGCUCCAGAGCUUAUCCGCUCGGCAACGGUCCAGGAUGUGGAAAUUCAGGUCACCAAACUGUACACUAUCGCUGAGACCCCCAGUCAGAUGCCUAUCUUGAUCGAGGAUGCUUCUCGCAGCGACGCCGAGGCCGAGGCUGCCGGUCUUCCUGUCGUCAACCUCGACACCAGACUCAACUCCCGUGUUAUCGAUCUUCGUACCAUCACCAACCAGGCAAUCUUCAAGAUCCAGGCCGGUGUCUGCACUUUGUUCAAGGAGUACCUGCUCAGCCUCAACUUCACCGAAGUCCACACUCCCAAGAUCAUGGGUGCCGCUUCAGAAGGUGGUGCGAACGUGUUCAAGAUCAAGUACUUCAACGGCGAAGCCUUCCUUGCGCAGUCGCCCCAGUUCCACAAGCAGAUGCUUAUUGCCGCCGAUUUCGAGCGCGUGUUCGAGAUCGCUCCCGUGUUCCGUGCCGAGGAUAGUAACACUCACAGACACAUGACUGAGUUUGUCGGCCUCGAUCUCGAGAUGGCGAUCGAGGAGCACUACGAUGAGGCAAUCGAUGUCUUGGUUGGUCUUUUCAGCCACAUCUUCCUCGGCUUGCGCGAGCGCUUCGGCCGCGAGAUCGACAUCGUCCGCCGGCAAUACCCUGUCGAGGAGUUCAAGUUCCCCAAGGAUGGCAAGAUGGUCCGCAUUCCUUUCAAGGAGGGUAUCAAGAUGCUGCGCGAGGCUGGUCGUGACCUUCCCGAGCUUGAGGAUCUCAACACCGAGAACGAGAGAUUGUUGGGACAGCUCGUGAAGGACAAGUACGACACCGAUUUCUAUAUCCUCGACAAGUUCCCUGCGGCCGCGAGACCGUUCUAUACGAUGCCCGAUCCCGAGGACCCGAACUACUCGAACUCCUACGACUUCUUCAUGCGCGGAGAAGAGAUUCUCUCUGGUGCUCAGCGUAUCCACGACGUCGAGCUUCUGAAGAAGCGGAUGGUCGACCUGGGCUUGAACCCCGACGAGCCUGGCUUCAAGGACUACAUUGACGCGUUCCAGUUCGGUGCUCCUCCCCACGCUGGUGGUGGUAUCGGCCUUGAGCGCGUUGUCAUGUUCUUCCUCGACCUGAAGAACAUCAGACGUGCCAGCUUGUUCCCUCGUGACCCGCGUCGUCUGCGGCCAUAGAGAGAAGUAGUCUGUCACCUAUAUACACGUACAGCGACUCAAAAUAAAAAACAAAGCUUGAAAUCUCUAACAUUAA
Molecule: messenger RNA, 1816 nt
Organism: Myxozyma melibiosi
Lineage: Eukaryota; Fungi; Ascomycota; Lipomycetes; Lipomycetales; Lipomycetaceae
Exons: 3
Coding region: 70-1740 (556 amino acids)
Biological process (GO): aspartyl-tRNA aminoacylation
Cellular component (GO): cytosol; cytoplasm; aminoacyl-tRNA synthetase multienzyme complex
Molecular function (GO): RNA binding; ATP binding; aspartate-tRNA ligase activity
Source: RefSeq, a predicted model, not a curated record